This is a messenger RNA of Candidula unifasciata, 1094 nucleotides long. Lineage: Eukaryota; Metazoa; Mollusca; Gastropoda; Stylommatophora; Geomitridae. The record is from the annotation of a GenBank genome assembly.
AUGCCAGCAUGGACUGUUCGAUUAGAAGGUGGACCAAAGCGUGUGAAUCAUGCAGCUGUGGCCAUCUAUAAUAGAAUAUUCUCUUUUGGUGGCUACUGUACUGGUGAGGAUUAUGAGAUGACUAGACCUAUGGAUGUUCACGUGUUGAAUACAGUGACCCUUCGUUGGACACUUUUACCACUUCCUAGCACAGCGAAAGACAUCAGCAACACCCCAUUUCAGCGUUAUGGGCAUACAGCUGUGGAGUACGAAAAUAAUGCAUAUAUUUGGGGAGGACGAAAUGAUAGUGUUGGAGCCUGCAAUACUCUUUUCCGAUUUAAUGGUGCGGACUUCAAGUGGGACAGGCCGGCAGUCAGUGGCUUAGUUCCAGAGGCUAGGGAUGGCCAUUCUGCCUGUGUUGUCAAUCAUAACAUGUACAUUUAUGCAGGUUAUGAGGAGUUUACUGACCGUUUCUCAAAUGAUGUGCACUGUCUGAAUUUACAAACAUUUGCAUGGACAGAAAUAAUUGUUAGAGGCAAACCAGCCAGGUGGAGGGACUUUCAUACUGCGACAGCUAUAGGAAACAUCAUGUAUGUAUUUGGUGGUCGUGGAGAUGUAUGCGGAGACCGGUUCACAAACAACGAAUUCUACUGCAGUAAAGUACGAGCAUUUGAUACCAGCUGUAACACCUGGUUGCCACCUUCACUGUUUCCACAGGCUGCACCCGAGGGAAGGCGGAGUCAUUCAGCUUUUGAAUACAGAGGAUUAAUCUAUGUGUUUGGUGGCUACAAUGGGAGGCUAGAGUGCCAUUAUAAUGAUCUUCACCAGCUUGACCCGACUACGAUGAUGUGGUGUAAGCUAAGUGUACCAGGCAUCUGCCCAACCCCUCGAAGACGCCAGUGCGCAUGUGUGGUGGGAAGUAAGGUUUAUUUUUUUGGUGGGACGAGUCCAAGAGAUGUGUCUGAAAGAUUAAAUUCACCUCAGCAGUCGGAAUCCAACCUCAUUGACAGAUCAGAUUUGUAUAUUCUGGAUUUGGAACCAACACUGAAGACGCUUACAUUAAUGGUCAUAAUUGAACACAAACUAGACCGCAGUUGCCUGCCUCAUGAUCUCAG